This is a messenger RNA of Centruroides sculpturatus (bark scorpion), 2245 nucleotides long. Its product is annotated as UPF0764 protein C16orf89 homolog. Lineage: Eukaryota; Metazoa; Arthropoda; Arachnida; Scorpiones; Buthidae. The transcript is spliced from 9 exons. The coding region runs from base 1451 to 2245 and encodes 264 amino acids. Gene Ontology annotation, cellular component: membrane; cytosol. The record is from RefSeq and is a predicted model, not a curated record.
ACGUGGGAUGAAAAGACUCGACAAUUAACGGAAGGAAAAAAAACAAGUUUAAUUGACUUAACCGCUAUAAAACUGAAGAAAUUCACAGACUUCAAUACUUUCAAGCUGUGGACCAUUAAAGCUACAACCAUGGAUACUUGUCUUUCAAUAGCAUUCCUAUUUCUUUCCUCCCUGAGUUUAUUAAAUUGCCAGGAAUCUGUAGAUGAAAAUUUUAUUAAUACAAUUCGACACGACAUGGAUAAAACAUACGCAAAGACUCCUAAUGACAAAGCUAAGGCCAUUUUUCAAAAGUUAGUGGGCCAGAGUCCAGGAUCUAUAAGAAAAUUAGACAUUAACGUAGACGAAUUAAGAAAACUCGACUUUGAACGUUACCUUACACCACCGCCAAUAAUAGAACCCAACUGUCACAUUGAAAUACAGACUACUCAACUUGUACCUGGAAAAUGCGUAAAAUUGGGAGGAAGAAUCCCUGCAUGUCAAGGGCAGCACAUCCUGAAAUUAGAUAGUCAAUGCAAUUGAAAGAUUGGAAGAAUAACUCCAAGUUAUCUUAUUACGAUAACUGGUCCUAUGAAAAUUUACCCAAAAAAAUUUAUAAUUAUUAUUCUUUUUUUUUCUUUAUUUAAUGAAACAAAAUAAAAGAAAAAAAUUACUGUCAAAAUACUCUGUUUUUCAAUAUCUUCUCCAAAAUGGGAAAAUUAAUUGGUUUUAUAGCUAUUUUUAACUUAUCUGUCACAUAAAAAAAUAAUAAAUUCUAUUCAAGAAUAAAGUAUUUUAUGGUUUAAUAAAGAUCAAACUAUAAUUUCUCAUUAUUAUUAUUUAGAAAAUUGGAUAAAAUGUUGUUUCUACAACUGCUAAAUUGCUGGCGCCAUUGUAAAAAUAUUGUUACGUUUAUUAGAAAUAAUGGAGGAUUGUGUCUAACAAUCGAACUAAACAUCCACAGUGGAGCGUAAAUUAAUACACUAACAACUCAAUUAUAAUUAAUUAAGAUUAAUUGGAUUAUCGGUAACCGUAAUAGAUCCUUAACACUGCCGCGCUACUACAAUAACAAAAUUUUCUCCUCUUGUUGGCACAGAAAUCACUAAUUAAUCGCUUAGGGGCAUUUUUGGAUUUUUAAUAGCUGCUAUACUAAAAAAAAAAAAAAAAAUUGCUAAGGUUAAACCCUUUGAAGAGAUUAAACUGGAAAGUUUCAGGACGUCCUCCGUUCUGUCAACCUCUUUACCACUAAUCCCAUUUAAGCGCCCAUUUAGUUGAUUCUACUGAUUUAAUCAGAUGCAAAAUUAUUCUUUAAUAAAUUCUAAAAAUAACAAGUAAAAUUCUAGUAAACUCAAUUACGAAUUAAACCUCUUAAAUCCUAGUUUUCUCUUCUUGUUUGUUGGAAUUGAUCACAUGAUAGACGACGUCAUUCGGAGUAUAAAGAAGGGGAAAAAAAAGGUAUGCGUUGUUGAUUGCAAUGGUUCUCAUCAUGCUGAGAAAGUUGUCUUUGUUCUUCUUCUUCUACUCGACAAUGGCCAAGUCUGUAAAUUACGAAAAUUUACUGCUCUUGAGGACGAUUCUAGCGCUCAAUCGCGCCCUGGAAUACAUGGAUCAUCAAAUAGAAAACAUUAAUUUGGAUGGAGUUUUAGGAGUGCGUAUGGCCGACGAUCAACUGCAAGUUCUGUUGAAUCAACCCGUUAAAGACGGAUAUCAAAAUAUAAUUCCAAUCAUUUCUCAAUUGCAACGUAAAGCAGAAUCCAUAGCAAAUCGUGGAAUUCCUUACAUCAAGAAUGCCCAACCUGUAUAUUAUCAAGGCAUUGGAAACAUACUAACGAACGGUCUAUGGUCUCUCGAUUAUCGACGUAGAAAAACCAACGAAAAUCAAGAGAGAAAAGUUUUCAAUGAGACCUACUUUAAUGAAUCUCUAUCAGAUAAAUGCAUAUCAGAAAUCAUUGGAAGAGACGAAACGGAUUUCUGCCAAUGUGCCAUUAAAGACGAUUGCUGGGCCUUAAUGACAUCACCAGAUUACUCUGGUUACUCGUUGACCCACGAAGUCAUUUACCUACAAUUAAGCGAAAUUUGUCAAUGCCAAACUCGUCGAUUUAUUCAAGAUUAUAACCAGAGAAGCUCGAAUUUUCUUUUUAAUUAUUUGUGCUCUAAAAUUCUUAAAGAAGCCGAAACUAUAUUCGAAAAUGUUACCAAACAAGAUCUAUUCAUGGAACAAAGGAAUAACGUUUCAAACAUCCGAUACAAAUUAGAUCAGGUUGUAUGA